CUCCACCCCUGAGACUCCCCAUCUCCCAACAUUGUCACUCUCUCUCAUCCCUCACUGCUCUCUGCCUCUCCCAUCUGUCCCCCUCUCUCUCUCCCUCACCCCUCACCCCUCACCCCUCACCCUGUUUUUCCGCCUGCCUUUCUUUCUCUCUCAAGCUUUCGUUUUCUCCGUUUUCGAUUUUCUCAUCUUUCUCAUUUUUCUUAGCCAAAUCAUCUGUGCAAAUUUUUUGCGUUUAAAACGCUUUGAAAAAUAAAUAGUUGCUGCAUCUUGCGUUUAAAACCCGAGUCAGUACCCAUUUUUUUGGUGUUAUUCUCUGUUUUUGUCUGCGAUCCCUGUAAGUCUCUCUCACUCUAGAGGUACCCGCUGGAUUUCAUUUGCCGUUGCCGAUCUGCAGGUCACUUUGAUCUUCAUUUUUUGGGGAAUCUGUGUACAAGCUUGGAAGCCGUUAAUAUGCUCAAGAAGAUUGAGAAACAGAAAGUUGGAGGACUGGAUGAUCACGUAUUAACCCAUUUUAAAAGAAAAGGUAAACCAUGAAAAUCUCAAAGUGAUAUCCCAUGACCUACAAGUAUUUUCUUAUCGAUCAGAUCAUUAUUGGAAGCCUACUUGGAAUCUCCAUCCCUUGGAAGAGUUGUAUUAAUUUGCAUUUGAUUGGAAGGGUUGCAGAGAUUUGAUUCAAAUUGGUGGAUUUGGGUCAACAUGACUGUGAACAUAUUAGUAGAGUCAUUGCAUACAUGGAAUACAAGGAGUGAUCGAUGAACAGCAGCAUGAGUCGUUGCCACAACACGAGACCCAGCUUUUGACUGUCCACUGGCAUCUCUCCAAAGGUCACUAUGCUCUUCGUUUUUUUGGGGCUUUUGUUUACAUCUUUCAAAGCCCUUUAUGCUCAAGGUUGAGAAUGUGAAAGCUAUGUUGGAGGUGGAGACACGGGUACUACUUCAGCAGCAGAAGUUGCUAUGUGAGGGUAGGGAGAUGAGGAAUUCUGAGAUGCUGAGUGCUCUUGGUGUCAAAGAUGAAGAUUGGAUAAUGAUCGUAUCUAAUGUCGCCUCGAGGUGCGUUGAUUGUGGGAGUUUUGGGAAGAGUUCCCAAGCUCAUUCUGCAAAUUAAAGGAUUCACAGACGCGACCAACAGAAAAAGGUGGGAUUAUUUUGUUUGAUGUUUGAAUCAAAAUUUGAUAUUUUUUUUGUGUGAAAUUACAACGGAAUUGCAAAAUUGUCAGGAUCUGCGGUUGCAAUGCUUUUGAUGCAUGCAAUAAGUAGGAAGCUACUACUCUUAUGGAGCUUCUUUGGCAUGUUAUUCUCAAUCUUCAGAUGGUGAUUAUUUGAUAACUUCUCCAAACGUGGCUACUCAGCCUUUGAAAUACAGAGCUGAGGAUGAGAGGAGGUAGAUGAGCUAGAAUCGGUAGGCUGAUCACCUGAGAGUAUGAGUAUAAUACUGAUGACGCAAUAUGAUCUACAAAUGAAUGGUUUCUUAUAGCAUGCAUAUCCAUACAUAGCAAGCAAAGUUUCACUUCAUUGGUUCUUAGGUAAUACCCCAUCUUUUUAGUUACUUUGUGUGGAAAUUAUUCACGUGUGUCUGUGGAUAAUACAUUCAAUGUCCGCAACAAAGCACGCACACAUUUUCUAGUUUAAGCUAAGUGCGUUGAGCCCAUGUGACAUGUUUGAAUUUCAUGGUAGGAGACAACACGGGACUUUGACAAGUCCAUUCAGAAAUCGGAAUGAGGAUUCUUUUUUAAUCUUCUUUGUGAAGAUUCCAUAUAUCUUUUAAUCGUAUCCGUUUAUCAUAUAUCGUGCUGUCAGAAAGUAUUUUAAUUUUUUUAUUUAAAAUUAAAUACAAAUAAUACCUGACAAAAAAUGAUCAUAUCAUAUAUGAUGAACAGACAUGAUUGAAGAAUUUUCGGAAUCCUCACAAAGAGAAUUCGGAGAGAAUUCUCGUUCCAGAAAUUGCAUCACAAUUUCUGCCAAGACCAAAUAGUAAAUGUAUGCAUUUUCAUAUAACGCAUUAAUUCACUAAUUAUUCACGUUUAUGGAAUACUUUGACAGAAAUUGUGAUCUUGGUUUUGGCAGUUUUCCGGACGAAAAUACUUACAAGUUUCCUUGGAAGACUGACAGACUAUUCGAUGACAAUGAUAGUUGACAGUGCAUUUUUUAACCCAAAAGACAAAGACACCAACAUUGAACGAAUUAAUAAUUUAAAGUUGAAAAGUAAACCGGACAUUUUUUUUACAUGAUUUGUUAACACGACACAUAAACAUAAAAAUAAAGAAUUUUGGAUCAACACAAUAAUUAAUUAGGUUGUUAUUGGAUUACACGAUAAGAACUUAUUAAUAAUGUAUCCUUAACAAGUUUAUCCGAGGAUGACACGUUGGUAAAUCGUUUUGAUACGUUAAAAAAAAAUUAUUUCGAUGAUUUUAAUUUUUUAAAUUAUUAAUAAAAUUUAACUAUAAAAUACAACAACCAUAAUAUAUAUGUGUGUGUAUAUAUAUUUAUACAUGCUAAAGUCCAGUUGAUUGGCACUGUUCAUUAUGUGAGAGCGUGUACUGUUCACCAACAGUUAAAGAGCGGGAAUGCACUUGGUUUCUGCUUUGGUUCCGUACUGUUCACACUUUGCUACAGCAAGAAGUCUGUUUUGUCCUUCCCUGCCUCACGUCUCUCAUCUGCUUUGGAUAAGGUUUGUAGUGGACAAAAAUCUAAGAUUAAAAAAUGUUAGGAGAUAAACACAAGCACAUGUUUUCUGACACCGAAAAGGAUAAAAAAUAAUAUAAACAAAGAGUUUUGAAUGGUGCCCGGCACCAUGUGGGAAAAAGAAAGAAAAAUAAUAUAAAAAAUAAAAGUUUUGAAUGGGUUACUGACAAGAAGAGAAGAAAAAAUAAACAAAGUGUUUUGAAUGGUGGACGGCACAAGUGUUUUGAAUGGUAGUAGGCAUUGCCUACUUGGCAUGGCUACUUGCCUACUUGGCAUGCAAUUGGCAACCUCCUGUAAGUGACCUAUAUAUGGUUCACAAAUCCUCCAUUGCAAUUUGCAUUUGUGUUCUUAUUUCAACGUUAUACUUUUUAGGAAAUCUGAGAGAGAGGUGGAAGCAUGAAUCCUUCUCUGUAUGAAGCAGCUGCAACUGGUGAUGUUGGCUUCUUGGAAGGACUUCUAACAGCUGAUCUCUCUCAGAAAACACCUAAAGAGAACAAUAUUCUUCACAUUGCAGCUGAAUUCAAGCAAAUAAACUUCUUCAAAAAAGUGAAAAAAAUUCCCGAAUCUCCCCGGUUUUGGGCCACCAACAAGAAUGGCGAAACUCCUCUACAUGUUGCCGCGAGAGUAGGUUGCGGUGAAGUAGUAACGUUCCUCAUUGAGCACAUAAAAGCGGAACCUAUGGAAGUGGUUGAUCUUGAUCCAGAAAAGGAACCAACUGACGGUGAAGCUUACAAAAAGCUACUCCGAAUGCCUAAUUUGGAAAUGGAUACAGCACUGCAUGUUGCUGUUCGAUACAAUCAUGCUGGAGUAGCGAAGAUUUUGCUGAGUGCUGAUCCUGAAUUGUGUUGUUCAUUUUACAGCACCAAGGAGUCACCCCUGUUCCUAGCUGUUAGAGCCGGGUCUACCAGCAUUGCUGAUUAUAUUUUAAAAAAGACUCCGGAUCAUGAAUCUCUUUCUUUUCAGGGAACAAAUGGUGUGACCGCUUUGCACGCAGCAGCCACUCGUAUACCCUUCGCCAAGAAAGGAAUUGUGCAAUCUAUGGUUACCAAAAAUCCUGGGAUGGUCGAAGUUCGUGAUGAAAUAGGGUGGACUCCAUUACACUACGCAUCACUGAGAGGGAACCUUAAAGCAGCUCAACUACUGAUUCAAAAUUGCAAAACUUUCAAAUUUGCUUGUUACAUCAAAGACGAGCUUGGCAUGUCAGCUCUCCACGUCGCGGCAUAUGCAGGGCACACCCAAAUAAUUGAAGAGUUGAUCGGACGUUGUCCUGAUAUUUGUGAUUGUGUCAAUCACAAGGGCCAAACAGCUCUACAUGCAGCAGUUUUAGGCGAAAAGAUAAAUGUUGUGAAGUGUACGUUUUGAAGACGCCUAGGCUUGCGAGACUUAUAAACGAAGCAGAUAAUGAUGGAAACACUCCUUGGCAUCUAGCUGCUAUUCAUGAAAAUAGUGAAAUCGUUGCUAUUUUAAGGAGAGACAGGAGGUUGAACAGAACUGCUAUCAAUAAAGAAUUUUUGCAAGUUAGCGACAUUUUGCUCGCCGAGAACACGGGAAGAAUCUUUUAUUUAUUUCCCUUGGAUUUCAACUUUGAACUCUCUAUUUUAUUUUCUUAUAUUGGAUAGAAUCAAACGCAGAACAUAUCUAAAUCCAAAUUCGUUACCUUAUUGUUCUUAA
Molecule: messenger RNA, 4352 nt
Organism: Malus domestica (apple)
Lineage: Eukaryota; Viridiplantae; Streptophyta; Magnoliopsida; Rosales; Rosaceae
Source: RefSeq, a predicted model, not a curated record